Molecule: messenger RNA, 1445 nt
Organism: Anthonomus grandis grandis
Lineage: Eukaryota; Metazoa; Arthropoda; Insecta; Coleoptera; Curculionidae
Product: palmitoyltransferase ZDHHC16B
Exons: 8
Coding region: 192-1397 (401 amino acids)
Biological process (GO): protein palmitoylation
Cellular component (GO): Golgi apparatus
Molecular function (GO): palmitoyltransferase activity
Source: RefSeq, a predicted model, not a curated record
UUAACCUAGUUAACCUAAAAACAUUUACAUUGUUUACAAAUUGAGCAAUUUUUAAAAGCAAAAAUGAAAAUAAACAAAUUUAAAUAACAAACAUGGAAACAAGCAAUCGCUUUAUUCAAAUUCUUCCAUAAAACUAAUUUAUUCAAUGGCGUUUACUUAAUGUCAUCCUACUUCCAUAGAAAAAAGACAAAAUGGACUUCCUUAAGGAAAACCAGCAAAUUGUUUUCCAUUGGAAUCCUAUUCAUAUCAUUCGGAAAUUUUGUUUCAGGUCAUUUAUUGGCCCAUCUGAAAAAUUUUGGCUUAUUUACUUAUCUUUAACUUACAAUCACCAACUGGAUACAAGUUAUGCUGCUGAUGUGUGCAUGGGACCCAUGUAUUGGUUGGUUGAUAAUUUCACUAGUACUGUUGGAACUAUUCUUAUAUUCGGUGUUUCCAGCCUCACCGCUUCAGUUGUGCUUAUUGCUUAUUACAUUGGUAUACCUUACUGGUGGAAUAAAAAUAUGUACAUCUGUGUAUGCCUUGUAAUUUUUGGACACUGGAUUCUUCUUAAUAUCAUCUUUAAUUAUGUGAUGGCCUGUAAAGUAUCACCUGGAUAUCCUCCUGAAGGCAAAAUAUUUACCGAAGCAGUCAGUAUAUGCAAAAAAUGCAUAGCUCCGAAACCACCAAGGACCCAUCAUUGUUCUGUAUGUAAUCGGUGUAUUCUAAAGAUGGACCAUCACUGUCCUUGGAUAAAUAACUGUGUGGGUUUUUAUAACCAUCGGUACUUUUACAUGUAUAUGAUCUACACAGUAGUGGGAGUAUUUUUUGUAAUUUUAGCUGGCUGGGAGAUUGCAUAUAAUGAACUAUUUGGAAAUGACAUAGAACUUGAAGGCCACUCAGUCAAACUUAAUAGCACCGGUGCCUAUGUCCCUGUAACUGGUGCUGAACUGUUAGACCCAGUCUUUUUAGAAGAGCAUGAACUUUUUGAACAACCUAGUCAAUCUAGAAGAAGAUGUAUUAUGUAUAUGGCAUUAUUAAAUGUUGGAGUGUUUAUUGCGUUAGGUGCUUUGGCAACAUGGCAUGGCUUAUUAAUCACCCGCAAUGAAACAAGCAUCGAAGUUCACAUAAAUAAGUCUGAAACCAUUAGACUGAAUGCAAUAGGAAAAACAUAUAUUAAUCCUUAUAACCUAGGAUAUAGGAAUAAUUGGAGACAUUUUUUUGGAGCACAAACCCGAAGGAAUAUGUGGAUGCAACUGCUAUUGCCCUCAGUAUUCCAGCCAUUUGGAGAUGGCCUCACUUGGCCUUCAAAUCCAGACUUACCAGUUUUUAAAAGAAAAAACUAUAAUUUAUUUGACAGUAUUGAAAAUUACGUACAUUCCAAAAAACCAAAUAUCUUUAAGAAAUGUAAGCCUAGAUAAAAACAGCUGUUUAUAUAAGGAAGGAAAUACAAAAAUUGUUAAAUAUAA